GUCGAACACUCGCCCUAUAGUAGCAAGGACGCCAUACUUCUAUCUACAACGUCGGAGUUGAAUUUCUGCCUGCCGAGAAAGCAACCAAGCCAAAAGGAUGACAUUUCCCAAACCAGGAAGCCGAUGAGGGCAGCGGAACAAGAGAGGGAGACACAGAGACAACAAGCCGAGGCAGUGGACAAUCUUCGAGACAUAUUGAAGAAGCGCAACCUGGCAAUAUGCGUGGGGUCCGGCGUGACCCUAUAUUCGAUUAAAGCCGCAGACAGACCUCGCUUGACGUGGACCGGCCUUGUUCACAAUGGUUUCGACUAUCUCGAGAGAGAACUGCCGAACUUCUACCAGCAGCAAGAGAAGGCAUUUGAGCGAGCAAGGAAGCUGCUAGACGACGACACAGCGACGCCCGGAGACCUCAUCGACGCCGCAAGUAAAUUGAAGAGCUUUUUCCAAUCUCAUCCCGUCAAGUUGGCAGACUGGCUUAGCCUCCAAUUCAAGGAGCUGCACCGCUACGUUGCCUCCCCGGCCGUCCUCGAGAGCCUGAAGAGUCUCCACCGAAACGGUGCCUUGCUCAUGACGACGAAUUACGACGGAUUGAUGGAGAAGUAUUGUGGUCUGUCCCCCCUCGACAGCUCGGACAAGGACAAGCUUAUGGAAUUCAACCGGAGACACUGCGACGGAGUGUUCCACCCCCACGGCUACUGGAAGAACCCGAAGCAUAUUGUGUUGGAUGCCAUCGACUACUACAAGGUCCAGCACGAUGAUGGCGUCCAGGAGACGCUGCGAAACAUCUUCACGGGAAGGACCAUACUGUUUGUGGGCUGUGGGGGCGGCUUGGCCGAUCCAAACUUUGGCGAACUCUUGAAGUGGCUUGGCGAGAAGGAGAAGAAUAUUGGUUCCAGUCAUUACAUCUUACUUCGGAAGGGCGAGCUCAACCCAGUGCCGCAGCUGCCCUUGAAACAUGUCCGUUGCGAGGACUACGAUGCCAUUGGACCUUGGUUGGAGGACUUGCUGGAUCAGAGCGAGCGCUCCGAGGGCACUAGUGAGUAGUCCAGAUAUUUAGCUUGUCGUAGGUCAUGUCUAACUUUCAUCA
Microdochium trichocladiopsis is the source of this 1087-nucleotide messenger RNA. Its product is annotated as SIR2-like domain-containing protein. Lineage: Eukaryota; Fungi; Ascomycota; Sordariomycetes; Xylariales; Microdochiaceae. The record is from RefSeq and is a predicted model, not a curated record. Bases 124 to 1044 code for a protein of 306 amino acids. The transcript has a single exon.